Penicillium salamii is the source of this 906-nucleotide messenger RNA. Lineage: Eukaryota; Fungi; Ascomycota; Eurotiomycetes; Eurotiales; Aspergillaceae. The record is from the annotation of a GenBank genome assembly.
AUGCCAGACACCCCCGUGUGGGCCCAAUCCGGAUGGCACGAGUACCUAUCAGCUCGAAAUGCCGGGCUCCCUCGUCUCCCCGCUGUGACAAACAUCAGCGAAGAGGUGGUGCGAAUACUGGGUGGGAAUCCAGGUGACAUGCAACUGCAAGGAACCAACACAUAUCUUGUUGGAAGUGGCCAAUCGCGGAUUUUAAUCGAUACAGGCCAGGGAUUCCCCAUUUGGCUCACGACGUUGGUGGAGUUUCUUGAAAAACAUCACUUGAGCAUCUCCCUCGUGCUCUUGACGCACUGGCACAUCGAUCAUACCGGUGGUCUCCCGGCACUACUCGCCCAAUAUCCACAUCUCAAGAAUGCCGUGUACAAAGCUCAUCCGGACCGAGGCCAAACUUCGAUUCGUGAUGGGCAAAUUUUCACAACCGAAGGAGCUACGCUGAGGGCAUUAUUCACUCCUGGGCAUAGUCUCGACCAUAUGUGCUUUGUCCUAGAAGAGACCGAGACCAUGUUUACUGGCGAUAAUGUUCUUGGACACGGCAACAGCGUGGUUGUGGAAAAUCUAGGCCGAUACAUGACGAGUCUACAGCUGAUGAAGAAAAGCAGCCACAUUGAGGAUAUUCAAGUUGGAUAUCCAGGACAUGGCGCUGUGAUUGAAGACUUGCCUUCGAAGCUCGCAAUAUACAUAAGGCACUGGGAGACACGGGAGAGGGUGGUCAUGGCAGCUUUCACGAAGGCUCGGGGUAACACCAGAUCAUCGUUGACAACCAGCGAAAUCAUAACGCACCUCUAUGGGCCAUCAAUGGAAGCAAUGGCGAGGCCUUUCAUAACGCAAGUUUUGUCCAAAUUAUCCGACGAGGGGAAAGUCAGCUUCAUCCUAAUGGGAGAGGAGAAGAAAUGGUUUAUAGUGUGA